CAAAAAAGUUCACACUUCACAAUCUUUGCUGACACUUCUGCAAGCAUGGCCUAUCUGCACUCUCCAAGUCUAACCACACUUAAACACAACCCUAAGCCUGCAUGCUUCCCUCCUUCAAAACCCUCUUCACUUCACAAUCUCUGCUGCUUCACAACCCAACUCAGAAGCUCCCCUCACAGAUGCAAUGCAUUGUUUGGUGAAAUCCCCGAAAAUCUUCUGGAAACUACCCUCCAUUUGGACCAAUUUCCUCCUCUGCAACAUGGUUUCAUGCAGUUUGAGAGAAUUACAGAGGAGUUGUCAGAAACACAGAAAUGGGGUUUCCUUGUUUUUGCCGGGAUUACUUGGAUAUACUUGACCGUGAGGCCGGGGAUUCUCAUUAGCGCCAUUGAUGCAUACCUUCUUGCUCCUCUGAAGUUGGGGUUGGAUAGUUUGACUGGGAGGAGGAGGUUGAAGAGGACGGGUUUUGUGAUCAGGGAAAAAUUGGGAGAAGGGUCUUUUGGUGUGGUUUAUUCCGGGGCAGUUGCUCCGAAGAAUGUGAAUGUCGAGGAGAAUCUGCAGAGGAGAGGAAGGGGGAGGGCUCCACAGUUGGAUGAGAGGUUUAAGGAGAAGGUCAUCCUCAAGAAGACGUUGAAUCCGUGACAGGGAAACCAAAACCUUGAUGAUUACAUGAAAGAUAGGAAAUUCCCUUUUAACUUAGAGUCUGUCAUGUUUGGACGUGUCCUGCAAGAUGUAGACUCCGUCAAACGCAGUGCAUUGAUCAUCAAGCAAAUAAUGCGUCAAAUUAUUACUUCGCUCAAGAAAAUCCAUGACACGGGCAUUGUUCAUCGGGAUGUAAAGCCAGCAAACUUAGUAGUGAC
Messenger RNA from Pyrus x bretschneideri (Chinese white pear), 857 nucleotides. Its product is annotated as serine/threonine-protein kinase STN8, chloroplastic-like. The coding region runs from base 46 to 639 and encodes 197 amino acids. The transcript is spliced from 2 exons. The record is from RefSeq and is a predicted model, not a curated record. NCBI's taxonomy places the organism in Eukaryota, Viridiplantae, Streptophyta, Magnoliopsida, Rosales, Rosaceae.